UACUACUUUCGCCGGUACUUCCUGCACAGUCGGCUCCACUUCCGGUUUCAAUCCAGGGCGCAUCCAUGUUUAAUUCACCCGAUUUUGGUUGAUUUUUCCCCAAAUUUUCGCCAUGCCGGAGCAGAUCAGCGUGGCCGAGUUUCUGGAGGAGACUCGGGACGACUAUUCCUCCCCAACAACCUCCAACUUCGUCUGCAAAAUGCCGCUGAUGAAGAGCACAGUGUCCGUCUUGGAAGAGACCUUGGACUUGGACAGAAGCGGUCUCAGCAAGAUGAAGAAGUCAGUCAAGGCCAUGGUCACCUCUGGAACAAGCCAUGUUGCCAAUGAGACCAUGUUCAGUGAGAACAUGGAAAAGUUGGGAAACAACGCUCUGUCCCGGGACCAUGAUCCUGAUAUAGGAGCUGCAUUUCUGAAGUUUUCCGUUUUCACCAGAGAGCUGACAGCGCUCAUGAAAAGCUUGGUACAAAACCUGAACAACAUAGUGAUGUUCCCACUGGACUCCUUAUUGAAGGGCGACCUAAAAGGAAUCAAAGGGGACUUGAAGAAACCAUUUGACAAGGCUUCCAAAGAAUAUGAUGCCAAAUAUUCCAAGAUAGAGAAAGAAAAGAAGCAACUUGCAAAGGAUGCAGGACUAAUAAGAACUGAAGUCUCUGGUGCAGAGGUGGCAGAAGAGAUGGAGAAGGAAAGAAGAAUGUUUCAGCUGCAGAUGUGUGAGUACUUGAUAAAAGUGAACGAGAUCAAGACCAAGAAAGGAGCAGACCUGCUUCAGCAUCUUGUGGAGUACUAUCAUGCACAGAACAAUUACUUUGCAGAUGGGAUGAAAACAGUAGAACAGUUCAAGUCAUACGUGGACAAACUCAGCACAGAACUACAGAGAAUUAAAAGAUCACAGGAUGAAGAGAAGAAACAGCUAGUGGAACUUCGUAACCAGCUGAGAUCCUCCAUGCAGAUUGACAAGGAGAAAGAGACGAGCACCACCAGUAGCUCGCAGUCGCUGAACCAGACGCCGGGAUACCAGCUGCAUCAGAUGCAAGGCAACAAGGCGCACGGCUGCGAGAAAACUGGCUUUCUGCAGAAGAAAAGCGACGGACUAAGAAAAGUGUGGCAGAAGAGAAGAUGCACCAUUAAGAAUGGAUACCUUACUAUCGCUCAUUCCACUUCCACCAAGCCCCCAGCCAAGCUGAACCUCCUGACUUGCCAGGUCAAACUUGUCCCAGAGGACAAAAAGUGCUUUGACCUCAUUUCCUACAACAGAACGUACCACUUCCAGGCAGAGGAUGAAGAUGAUAUGCUGCAAUGGAUGUCAGUGUUAUCAAACAGUAAGGAGGAGGCCCUGAACAAUGCGUUUGGGGAGAACAAAACCAGCCAGUCUUCCGAGGAGAACAGUGUGGCAGAACUCAGACAGAACAUCAUCUCCGAGGUGAAGAGAAUGCCGGGCAACGGGCAGUGUUGUGACUGCAACGCUCCAGAUCCCACGUGGCUGUCCACCAACCUGGGUGUCCUGCUGUGUAUAGAAUGUUCUGGAGUCCAUCGGGCUUUGGGAGUUCACAUCUCCAGAACACAGUCUUUAGAACUGGACGUCUUAAACACUUCAGAACUACUGCUUGCCAGAACUGUGGGGAACAUGGGAUUCAAUGACAUCAUGGAAUCUCGUCUGGACCCUUCCCAGAAACCAACUGCAAACAGCACCAUGGAAGAGAGGAAGGAGUUUAUCCAUGAAAAGUACGUCCAACACAAGUUUCCGAUGAAGACGUGCUCGGAUAACGAGAUGAUGCUUCAGGACCUGUGCCAGGCUGUCUUGUCGCGUGACAUCUUCGCCCUUCUGCAAGUCUUUGCCGAAGGGGUGGAUAUGACAGCUCCUCUCCCAGGCUAUGACCAGGGUGAGACAGCUCUCCAUCUUGCCAUGAUGCAGGAAGAUGGAACAUCUCUACAUGUGGUCGACUUCCUGGUACAGAACAGCAAUAACCUUGACGUGAAGACGAAGGCAGGGAACACUCCGCUGCACAUCUGUGCUCUACACGACCAGACAGAGUGCAUGAAGCUUCUCCUCAGGAGCAAGCCCAAACUCGACAUUGAUAACAAUGAUGGGGAAACAGCCCUGGCUGUGUCUGUGAGAAAACAGCACAGGGUCUGCCAGGAAAUGCUUGAGCAGGCGUCGCAGGGGAAGCUGACGCUGUGUGAGAACAUCAACAUGGACUGGGCGCUGUCACAAGACUACGAGGACGGACAUCUCGACUUCAGCGACGAUGAACUCGACGAAAAAGACAGAAUCAGCCCAGACAAGAAGAAAGCCCCUCGGCCACACAGUGUCUUCUCCUCCAUGACACCUGAGAAACCCUUCAUGCGGGAGCGAUCCUCGUCCACGAGAGAGCGACAGAGACCGUCCACGACCGUGGGGGAGCUGAUGAGCGCCAUCCCCCCGCCAUCCACCGCACCCCCUCCCCCUCCUACCAGAACUAAAAACUACCAUAACACGCCUAACACAGGCACCAUGACGCUUCCGCUUUACACCACCUCCUCGGGGACGGGCACCCUAAAAAAGAAAGCGCCCCCUCCCCCGGUGGCACCUCCCCCCAACCCAGGGGUGAACCACAAACGGGCGCUGUCCGACCCGGCGUCCCGUGGGAGCCCACCGCCCACCCCACCGGUGCGAGGGACGUCCACCACAGGUACUGCCUUACCGUUGGGGAACCUAAUCGCUCUCCCGGCGCACAUGAAAGGUCACAAGCGAACGUACUCCGAUCCCGGCAGCCCGCCCCCCGUUGUCGUAGUAACCAACGUGGAUGGUUUUACCGAGGGAGCGACCGGAGGAAUUGCCCGCACGGGGUCUUUGAACGGAGAGCACAAUCGUAGCAGGACGCAGGAGCCCCCACCGCGCCCCCCUCCCCCCAAUCGACCUUCAAAACCAGAAAUGAAAGUUUUGCCCCCCCGACCCCCUCCUCCCCCAGUCAGGGUCGCCUCCAUCAAGCCAGGUACGCAGGUGUCUGAAGAAGACAUGCCGCCUCCCCCACCUGUUCCCAAGUCACCUGGAGUGAUAGAACAGAUGGAGAGGGACAGACACCACAGAGAGGAGAGGCCUUUUAUGUCCACAUUCCUAGGUGAGAAGCCCCAGCCGCUCCCCCGGAACAAGGCAGUGUUGGACAGAGGGACGCCCCCCACCCCACCUCCCAAACCUCGCUCGUCUUCCAUGCCAACUCAGCCACAAGUGUUUUCUCCAGUUGUGCCCAUCAAAAUCUCAGUGAGUGUUCCCAGUCCGGGUGUUUCUCCAGCUGCUCCUCGGAAGUCAGUUGACAGUCUGUCCAUGAACAGUGCAGAAGGAGACAUUGACAGUUCACCAGACAGAAGUCCCUCCCCCGUACCUCUCCCCAGAAAGACUCAGCCAAAGCAGGCGAAGUCGAGACGAGUGCGAGCAGCCUUCCGCUGCACGGCAGACAACGCGGACGAGCUCACUUUCGCUGAAGGAGAGAUCAUCGUUGUCCUAGCAGAGCCCGACAAGGAGUGGUGGGAGGGCCACAUCGAGGGCCAUCCCGAGAGGCGAGGGCUCUUCCCCGUGAGCUUUGUCCACGUACUGAGUGACUGAACGACAGAAGUAGCCAUGGAGGGUAGCCAUAGAAGAUGGACAGAAAGAAUGACGAUCUCUCAAAGGUUUUACACAGACACGAAAGCUGAGUGAUAGAUAGGAAUUUGAAUGCUACAACUUGAUGUAUAAAAUCAAGGAUCUACUGAAUGUCUUGGACAAGCCAAGAAGAAGACUGGAGCAUCUUGAAGUUUCUUCUACUACUUGAAGUUGCAAGUAAAGGAAAGGUAUCUUCAGGCAAUAUCUGGGUCAAAGGUAAUAGGUCAAAGGUUAGUGUAAAAUAAAAUCUGACAUUUCGUUGCCUCGCUGUUGCUCUGUGAGCAAUGGUGUUGCAAGUUGCAGACUGUAUUCACUAAAAGAGAAAACCUCACACAAUGCAAGGUCGAGAUAUUGUAGGCGUCACCAUUUUCAUUUCUGGGUUCUCAAAUUUGCUGCUUCUUUUUUGUCUGAUUUUGACUGACAGAAAAGCAAAAAGAUCACAGUUUUGUACAUUUCUAUCAUUUUGGCACCAAUGGCUGAAGAAAGUCGUUGACAAUUCUUUUUUGUUGACUUUGUGGCUCAUAUGGUCUUUCACACUUUGCCUGCUUGUUUUUGUUUUUUGGGUUAGUUUUUGCUUGCCCACUCCAUAAAUUUCUACAAAAUUUUGAGAACCAAGAAAUUGAAUUGAAAUGACCUGAGACAUAGUGAACAUUACAAGGACAAAGCAAUGAGACUUUAAGAAAACAAACAACAAUAAUGUUAGACAUUUUGUAUCCUGUGUUACACAAUCUCUCACUGUUAGGGCUGACUAUGCCUCCUCCUGAACUCUAAACUUUCAACUUUGUCACCCUAGAGCAGCUGGCACCGCGUAUGAUACGUGUGCAAUACAAUUUUAAUAGGUAACAAAAUAUAAUGGCAGCAAGGAUAUGAUUUGGCCAGAUCCUCUCUGUUUCUAUUUGGCCAAAUUCAGACAAAUCUUGCCAAGAAUUGAACCUUUGACCCAAGGAACUUCGAUCAGGUACUUGUAGCUACAGUAUGAUCUAGGAUCUUGCCAUAGUAACGGUUUUUACAGUAUCUCAAAUCAUGAAACUACGAAGUUAAAAGAACAGUAAUUAUUGUAGGCCGUCCUUCUGAUUCUCUAAUUUAAUAAGAAGCAGAAUCGAAUCAUGAAACAAAAGAUGAAGUAACAAGAGAGACACAAGAGUAUACAGUAUCACUCAUUAUAAUUUAUAAAGGUUGUGGACAUUCCAUGUAUAAAUUUUUGGAAGGGUUUUUUGUUAAAGGUGGAUGAAGACAUUAUAACAUUGUAACCUUCAGCAUACUAAAUUAUAAUGUUGCCUUUUGGCACCAAAUUUGUAUUGGUUAUAGGGCCAGGUAGCAGGUAGAAGGUUAAAGAUAGUGUCCUUUCUUACUAAUCUCCAAGCAGAUUUUUCGGUGGCCGCAAAGACAGUAUCAAAUUGGCCAGGGCAAAAUUUUAUUGUCCACCGCUUCCCUCUUCAAAUUUGUACAGUGGAAUAGUCCAGGGAAUUUUAAUGUAGGACUAGUCCAAGUUGUAGCUUUGGAGGGGUGAUCAUUAGUUGUUGCAAGUUGGAAAAGCCAAGUCUGUAAAUACUCCAGUAAUACCAGUAUUUUACCAGACUUUGAUAAUAUGGUGUUCGUGGGGUCUUUAUUUAGUGUAAGUAUAAGUAAAUACAAUAUAUAGAGUGAGGAGGUAUUUUGUGUUGAAUACUAGUAGUUGUGUGGAAAAUUUUUUCGUGUUCUCAGAAAAAAGUGCGUACUCAAAAGACUUCUUUAAAUCUUUGGGACUGGAUGGCCAUUUGCGGCCAUAUCAGUUUGCCAAGAUACAAUUCUGAAAAAGUGCUAAAAUUGGUACAGUUUUCCUCUAUACAGGCAAUAAUGCUAACAGAUACUAUAUAGUUUUGCUACCUACCAUUUAUACCAGCUAUACAGAUACUGAUACAGUUCUACAACUUGCUAUUGACAAAAGCUGCUUGCCAUAGCCACACAGAAUAGCCAAAAUUGAUGCUGCGAACAGUGCUUGUCUUUUUUAGUAUUUAUUGUUAAAUCCUUGCCGAUACUAACAUCAGAAAUCAUUCUAAAAAAAAAUGCCAUUGUUUCUAUUUGUAUAGAUCAUUUAACGUGCCAUAAUGAGCUAGUAGUAAUUAGUGACAAGAACUGAUGGUGUUUUGUAAAUGCCUCCUCACUGUAGCUCUUAGACAAGACCUCUUUAACUUUAAGAACAGACCUCCCCUUUACCCAAACAGGGUGUAUGUGAACAAUCGUUGUGUAAAUGUAAAUAUUUCAAAAAUGCUUUCUGUGUCAAUCGAAACGGAACUUUUCUAUAUCUAUCUACACACAUGUAAUCUAUGAGUACAUGUAUUUAAAAAUGCUUGUCGUUGGAGUAUAUUGCCAUUGUGGUAUACUUAUAGCUGCUUGUUUUUUGUGCUGUGGAAAAAAAUAGUGGUCAGAUAUAUUCAUGCAAUUUCUGAGGAAUUUGAACUACAGUCAAACCUGUACUAGUGACCACCUCUACAUAUUAAGGACCACCUGGCCAAUGUGACUCCUUUUGGUGGUCCCUUACUACUUGUAAAUUUUCCCCAUUGACACAAGCAUUAAGAAUCCUGUCUAUAGUGACCACCUGUCCACAUAGACCAGACUUAUCGGUCCCCUGGGUGAUCUUUUUGGGCAGUUUUGACUGUAUGAUAGUGUUUGGCUGCGAAAACUAACAUUUUUGUCCAGGGGUGCCAAAAUUCUCUUAGUAGUAUAUUUGAUUUUUGUUCCCUGAUGUAGCUACAAUUUUCAGACUUUCUUAGACAGGUACCCUUGAAGAAAAUUAGGAACAAGAAGUAACAC
Messenger RNA from Branchiostoma belcheri (Belcher's lancelet), 6409 nucleotides. RefSeq names its product arf-GAP with SH3 domain, ANK repeat and PH domain-containing protein 1-like. Gene Ontology annotation, biological process: positive regulation of GTPase activity. The transcript has 33 exons. The coding region runs from base 113 to 3580 and encodes 1155 amino acids. Gene Ontology annotation, molecular function: protein binding; GTPase activator activity. NCBI's taxonomy places the organism in Eukaryota, Metazoa, Chordata, Leptocardii, Amphioxiformes, Branchiostomatidae. The record is from RefSeq and is a predicted model, not a curated record. Gene Ontology annotation, cellular component: cytoplasm.